AUGUCCCAGUCUCCUGGCUCUGCGGGUGGAUCCCGGCUGCCUGGCACCGGCUUUGCUGAGGGGUCGCUGGGAGGGCUCCCUGCUCACACUGACCCUGCUCUGUGUCUCUUUGAAGGUGCUGACGAGCUGAGGCUGGCGGAUGGAGGCAGCCCCUGUGCCGGGAGAGUGGAGGUUAAACACCAGGACCAGUGGGGGACAGUCUGUGAUUAUAACUGGGACAUGGAAGACGCUGGGGUGGUUUGCAGGCAGCUGGGAUGUGGAGCUGCCAUCAGCGCCCCUGGCAGAGCUCAGUUUGGACCAGGAUCCGGACCAAUUUGGCUGGGUGAUGUUACCUGUGAUGGUACCGAGUCUGCUCUCUGGGACUGCUGGAACCCGACAUGGGGUGUGAAUUACUGUUAUCAUGAAGAGGAUGCUGGAGCGACGUGUUCAGGGCACAUUAAGCCCCGGCUGGUUGCAGGGCACAGUGACUGCUCAGGACGUGUGGAGAUAAGAGAUGGAGAAUUAUGGGCCACGGUCUGCGAUGCGCACUUUGAUCUCAAAGUUGCCAGCGUCAUCUGUACCGAACUGCAGUGUGGAACGGUUCUGUCUGUCCGAGGGGGAGCUCACUUUGGAGAAGGACGUGGACAAGUCUGGGCUGAAGCAUUCCAGUGUGAAGGAACUGAGUCCCACCACGCGUACUGUCCCAGGGUGUCACACGGCAGCCAGACAUGCUCACACAAAAAUGAUGUCGGAGUCAUAUGCUCACGGUUCCGGCUGGUGAACGGCAGCACAGCCUGCUCCGGGAGGGUGGAGAUCCAGGAGCUUGGCCCAGGUCUCUCUGGGGCACUGCGGCUGCUGAGUGGAGAGAGCCGGUGCGACGGCAGAGUGGAGAUUUCCCUCCAUGAUGUGUGGCACAGGGUGCUGGAUGACCAGUGGGACAUGAACGAUGCCAGCGUGGUCUGCAGGCAGCUCCAGUGCGGAGCAGCUGAGAGAGCUUAUAACCCCCCUUCGUCUGAGCGAGGGAUGGGCCCCGUGGGGCUGAAAUGGGUCCAGUGUGCAGGGAACGAGACUCGUCUGACCAGCUGUGACAACUCCCAGUCUGAGCCGGCCCAGGCAGGAAUUGCCGAGGACGUCGGUGUCGUUUGCUCGGGGAGCAGGCGGAUCAGGCUGGCGAAUGGGCCGGGUCGCUGUGCCGGGAGAGUGGAGAUUUAUUACAAUGGCACCUGGGGGACAGUCUGUGACGAUUCCUGGGACCUGCCGGACGCCGAUGUCGUUUGCAAACAGCUGGGAUGUGGACGCGCCCUCAAUGCAACUGUCUCUGCUCAUUACGGGCAAGGGUCCGGGCAGAUCUGGCUGGACGAUGUGAAGUGCUCUGGGAACGAAUCCGAUCUCUGGGCCUGUCCUUUCGCACCCUGGGGCCAGCACAACUGCAGACACAAGGAGGACGCGGGAGUUCUCUGCUCAGAGUUCACAGUCCUGCGGCUGGUGAGUGGCAGUGACUGUGCCGGGCGGCUGGAGGUUUUCUACAAUGGGACGUGGGGCAGCGUUUGCUCCAAUCAAAUGUCUACAGUUACUGCAUCAAUCAUCUGCAAGCAGCUGAACUGUGGGGACGGAGGGUAUACAGAGACAGACCCUGAGUAUGGAGAAGGUUCUGGUCCCACAUGGCUGGACCAUGUUACAUGCCGUGAGCAGCACAGCUCCCUUUGGCAGUGCCCCUCCCGCCCGUGGGAACAGCAGUCGUGUGAUAACCGUGCGGAAGAGACUCACAUCACUUGCCCUGACCGGGACAAGCUGCGCCUCGUGGGAGGAGAGGGCAAUUGCUCGGGCCGAGUGGAGGUUUGGUACCGUGGCUCCUGGGGCACAGUCUGUGAUGACUCCUGGGACCUGGCGGAUGCUAACGUGGCGUGUAAACAACUGGGCUGUGGAGCAGCCGUGUCUGCCCCGGGCGAGGCUGCAUUCGGCGAGGGGACUGGUCCCAUCUGGGUGGAGACGCUGGAUUGCAGAGGGACAGAGUCAUCCCUCUGGGACUGUCGGGCCAAGCCCUGGGGUGACAGCAACUGUGGCCAUAAGGAAGAUGCUGCCGUGAGUUGCUCAGCCCUAACCUCCCCAUCCCCACUGAGGCUGGCGGAUGGAGGCAGCCCCUGUGCCGGGAGAGUGGAGGUUAAACACCAGGACCAGUGGGGGACGGUCUGUGACGAUGGCUGGGGCAUGGAAGAUGCUGGGGUGGUUUGCAGGCAGCUGGGAUGUGGAGCUGCCAUCAGCGCCCCUGGCAGAGCUCAGUUUGGACCAGGAUCUGGACAAAUUUGGAUAGAUAAUGUUGCCUGUGAUGGUACCGAGUCUGCUCUCUGGGACUGCGGGAACCGGGGAUGGGGCAAGCAUCACUGUGAUCAUGAAGAGGAUGCUGGAGUGACGUGUUCAAGUAAGAACCAGCCCCCUCAGUCCUGA
This is a messenger RNA of Pelodiscus sinensis (Chinese soft-shelled turtle), 2424 nucleotides long. The record is from RefSeq and is a predicted model, not a curated record. Lineage: Eukaryota; Metazoa; Chordata; Testudines; Trionychidae.